CUCUUCCGCUGAUAAAUCUCCACUUUUCUUUCUUAGGGUUUCUGGUUAACCCAUGAACACCUACACAAAUCUCCUUCAAUCAUAGACAGCAGAGCCGCAGUGACUCCAAUAUUCGCUCUUUCCCCUUUACAGAAAAAGAUCAUCAUUUCUGGAUUCUAAACAAUGAUUCAGAGACCCCAGAAGCAUACCCCUAUAUAGUAGUAAAAGUAAUUGCAGUCUUGAGCAUGAAAUGGGAGAGAACCAUCAACAGCAGCCAGUGUUUUCUGCGAACCAAAGUCACCAAUACAACCACCAACAACCGUACAUCUUUCAAGAAACUCAAAACUUACAAACAAUCCCAGAUUUUUUCCACUAUCAUCAUCAUUUUCAAGCUCUUUUGCAGCAGCAAAGGAGGCUGCAGGACCAGCUGCAGCAGUGUGUUUUAGGUCAAGAAAAUGUUGUUAGUACUAGUGCCACCACGGCUGCGGUUGCCGGCAACAAUAUCAGGCCCUCAGUUUCAUUUUUCCCGCUGAACUUCAAGCCGCCGGAUCUCAAUGAGAAUAUUACUAGUAGUAAAAAUGGAGGUUUGGAUGAUGAUGGAUCAGAAGAUGAUUUGUUUAGACGGAAUAGUGCUGCUGCUGCUGCCUUGGCUAUGGCAUCCCCACAUUAUUGUUGGCAAAAUCAAGAAGAUUCUGCUACUGCUAUUAGACAACCUUUUUGGAAGCCACUGUGCACCAAUAUCUCGGAUGGGAAUAAUAACUCACAGGACAAAGAAGUGCGGCCGGAAAUGCACCAAAACAAGUACUACAAGUCUUCCGAAGAUACUGAGCAAAUGAAUAGUUCUUUAGAGAACAGUAAGAAUAGACUCUUUGGUGAGCUUGAAUCAAUUUGCAGAAGUGCCUCAGUUGCUAGUGAGGCUAAUAAAACUGGUGGCGCCUCUGCUGGAAACUUGGCUACAACAUUCAGUACCUGCUUGCCUAUCACUCUAGACAAACAUAACACCAAUGCUGGCGCCACUGCUGCUGCGGCUGCCAUUGGGCAUUGUCAUGACGGUUCUGAGUCAUUUAGUGGUCAUGAAGCGCCCGUAGCUGUGGUUUCAAAGAACAAGAAAAGGAAGAAGUUGAAAGAUGAAUUGAGUUCGAUGGCCAUAUUUUUUGAGGGCUUGGUGCAUCAGCUCAUGGACCACCAGGAGGCUCUUCACAGUAAUUUUAUGAAUGCAAUUGAGAGAUUAGAUAAAGAAAGAAGGGAAAGAGAGGACGCUUGGAGGAGACAAGAAUUAGAAAAACUUGAGCAAGACAUGGCUGCCAGGGCCCGUGAACGGGCAUUAGCUUCUAGUAGAGAGGCCUCCAUUGUUUCAUACUUGGAGAAAAUCACUGGCCAAAGUAUUAAACUUCCUCCUAGGAAUCAUCCCUCAGAUUUCCAGCUGGCCAUGAUUUCUUCGGGAGCCAUGAAUGGCGAGCUCAGCCCCAGUACUAGCAAAGUCUGCAGGGAUGAUUUGAGUAUAAACAUGACCAGCAGGAGAUGGCCUAAAGCUGAAGUGGAGGCAUUGAUUCAAAUUCGAAGCAGCUUAGAGCAAAAGUUUCAAAGGCCGGGGAUCAAAGGGCCUCUUUGGGAACAGAUAAGCAAUUCAGUCCGCUUGGAGGUUAGGGGCUUUGAAGCCCCAACUGGCAUUUCAAUCUAG
Molecule: messenger RNA, 1660 nt
Organism: Coffea eugenioides
Lineage: Eukaryota; Viridiplantae; Streptophyta; Magnoliopsida; Gentianales; Rubiaceae
Product: trihelix transcription factor GTL2-like
Exons: 2
Coding region: 230-1660 (476 amino acids)
Source: RefSeq, a predicted model, not a curated record